AUGCCCAGUGCGAGCGCCCGGGGCUCGCUCGGGCUUGUGCGAGACGCCCGCCCGGAGCUGCACUUGCCGCGGCUGCUUCUGCAGCAGCGCGGGGUUCCCCAGGACCACUGUCCGCCUGAACCGCAAGCGGACCCCGGAGGACAGGACCGAGCCCAGAGCGCCCCGCAAUGGCCCCUGGAGAGCAGAGCUUCCCUCCCCUCGGGGCUCCUACUAGGUUCCCCACGACAGGCUCGGGCUCGCGGCUCGGGGGUCUGCCUCGCCCCGCCCCUUUCGGGCCGCUGUGAAAACCCGGCCGGGUGGAUCGCCGCGGGCCGGCGUCCGCGCUCCCCGAAAGCGGGCCGUGCCGCCGCGCCGGGACCCGAGUGUGAAAUACGGAACGGUAGGAAGCGGCAGCCUGCGAGUGGGCGGGGCCGAGGAGACCUAGGAGGGUUCAAAAGGAGGUGGAGGGAUACGCGGGCCGCAGUCGGAACUACUUUCAGGAGGAGGUCACGUGUGUUCCUAGUUGGGGAACUUUCCAAAUUCCCACUCCCCUAUGAUGGCUCGGGAGGCAAGUGUUUCGCCUCCUUCGCCCUGGGUGCUCCUGACCGGUACCGGCAGCGGGGACCCCGCGUCUGGGUCGUGGCGAAAGAGCAGACUCAGACGAGCCUCCGGCCUGAGCACUGUCGGUGCCGGCGCCUGGGGAGCUGGUUACACAAGCACCCACAUUCAAGCACGUGCCCCCGCACCUCUCACCGCUGGCCGCGGCCGCCGAUGCUCGCAGACCACCGAGGGAGAGCUCCCGAGCUGCCCCCACCCCUCGCGUGCUACCUACGGAGCAAGCUAUAG
This is a messenger RNA of Hyaena hyaena (striped hyena), 825 nucleotides long. It is a transcript of the gene KLLN, whose product is annotated as killin, p53 regulated DNA replication inhibitor. Lineage: Eukaryota; Metazoa; Chordata; Mammalia; Carnivora; Hyaenidae. The record is from RefSeq and is a predicted model, not a curated record.